GGGUCAAAAUAGACAAGUUUGGGGUGACAAUGGUCAACUUCAAGCAUUUAUUCAAUACCGGUGACAAGGAAUUAGAUGAGCCAUUUAUUUUUGCAUCUCAGGCAACUCAAGUUUACUAUGUGCAAGAUCCUAUUGAUGCUGAUUGGUUUGCUGUUUUAAAGUCAAAACAACGUGACAUGUAUGAUAUGGAAGAAAGGCUAGACAAUAGUACAGAAAUAGGUUCUUUCUUGCCAGAUUUGGAUGCAAACACACAAGUUAAUGUAUCUAUUGGUGGUAGUUGUGUUAGGACUGAUAUAGAUGGAAUAAUGAUUGCCGAAAACCAACCUAGCAAGAGGAAAGUUUGUAAGAGGAAGAGGAAUGGGUAAAGAAACGGAGGUCAAUGAAUAUGAACUACAAAGGGCUGCCAACAUAAAAGAAAAUAUGAAGAGGAUGAGAUCUCUUAAUCUCCAUGUACCUAGUACUAUGGUUAAUGAAGAAGGAAAUGGAUCACAUCGAGCCAAUAAGAAA
Molecule: messenger RNA, 507 nt
Organism: Zea mays
Lineage: Eukaryota; Viridiplantae; Streptophyta; Magnoliopsida; Poales; Poaceae
Exons: 2
Coding region: 30-365 (111 amino acids)
Source: RefSeq, a predicted model, not a curated record